UAACACCUAUCCGCAUUCAAGCUUAUACUGUAUUUUGCUUCAGUCAAAUUGAUCAAUACAAAAACAGCAUCACUCCAUUUCUAUCGAUUGAGAAAUUCAACCUCAACGAAGGAUAGAGAGAUGAAGAUGGGGUUGGUGAUCUAUGCGACCUUGAUCUUAACAAUGGCGGCAAUCUCUCGUGGACAACAGUUGAGCUCAAAAGAAUGCGAGAAUUUGGGAUUCACUGGUCUUUCUCUCUGCUCCGAUUGCAAAACUUUGUCAGAGUAUGUCAAAGACCAAGAACUGGUAUCUGACUGCUUAAAUUGCUGCGUGGAGGAUUCUGAUGAUUCAAUGAGCAAGAUUACCUAUGCUGGUGCACUGUUGGAGGUCUGCAUGAGGAAACUGGUCUUCUAUCCUGAGAUUGUUGGCUUUAUAGAAGAAGAGAACGACAAGUUUCCUUCGGUCAAAGUUCAAUAUUCUUUCAACUCGCCACCGAAGAUGAUUAUGCUAGAUGACAAUGGUGAACAUGCUGAAACAAUUAGAAUUGACAACUGGAAACGUGAACACAUCCUGCAAUUUCUUCGGGGGAAGCUCAGAUCUGCUGCUAGUUAAUUGGGUGACAGGAAGCUAGAUGUUGUCAAAUCAUUUAUUGCUUUAGUGAAAAUUUUGAUCCUUUGUUGCCGAAAGAGUACGGCAGGUUGAUCUUGAUCAAUAUUUGACGUGCUUCUAGGUUGAUGAAAUCUUUUUUUUUUUUUUUUUUUUUAUGAUAAUUGUUCUUAUACCUAUCUAAUUUGAUACUUCUGUAUUAUGAAUUGAAAUCCACACUGAAACAUAGAGUAAUUUUCUUCCAUUCUUGACUUCUUGA
Molecule: messenger RNA, 844 nt
Organism: Chenopodium quinoa (quinoa)
Lineage: Eukaryota; Viridiplantae; Streptophyta; Magnoliopsida; Caryophyllales; Amaranthaceae
Product: selenoprotein F-like
Exons: 4
Coding region: 121-591 (156 amino acids)
Cellular component (GO): endoplasmic reticulum lumen
Molecular function (GO): oxidoreductase activity
Source: RefSeq, a predicted model, not a curated record